AUGCCUCGUUCACCCACUUGCAGUCCAAUUUUCGAAUUCCCAACAGAGAUGGCCACGAGCUUGGUGAUCCCGAAGAUAUCCAUAAGAACCCAUUCGGAAAUCAAGAGUCAAGCAUUGUCACCAAGAAUCAAUCUCAAGUCACCACUUACCACGAAAUCCAAAUCAAGAACCGGGAUUCCAAUCAUCAUCGGAACAAAUUGUGAUACAAGAUCUUCCGAACUUGGAGCGACCGGCCAGUCCGGCGAUAAAUCUUCACGGGACCCAACUCUUAGGGAAUCUGAUAAUUCUUACUUCGACGUUAGUGCUGAGCCCGACGAUGAGGACUAUGUCGUUGACGAGUAUUCUCAUGCGGGUCAAAAGUCAACCGAAACAGUGGUCUAUUCGAAGAGUUUGUCAACACCCCAUUCUCCGGAGAGUAGUAUCAGCUCUCAACCCUCUCUAGCAGAACAAUGCUUGAUGCAGAAAGAGUUUCGAGUUGAAGUUAGGGAAUAUGACGCCGAGAAAGCCGAAGGCUCGGAGCAAAACGACGGGUCGGAGUCGGAUCAAGGAUGUUGUGGCUGCUUCGGAUGGCUAGCAGCCUUCUGGAAGCGUGGGACCUGA
This is a messenger RNA of Orbilia oligospora ATCC 24927, 600 nucleotides long. RefSeq lists its product as uncharacterized. The transcript has a single exon. The record is from RefSeq and is a predicted model, not a curated record. NCBI's taxonomy places the organism in Eukaryota, Fungi, Ascomycota, Orbiliomycetes, Orbiliales, Orbiliaceae. The coding region runs from base 1 to 600 and encodes 199 amino acids.